UAUUUGUUCCACGACGUUUCGUUGCGCAACUCAAUUCUAAAUUCUAAAAUGGCCCAUUAAGGCCACCGUAUAUCAGGAAGCAGGAGUCUGUACGUAGGUAAAUAAAACCAGCCGAUCGCUUUUAUCGGUCAAAAAGAUUCUGUAAGGAACGUGACAUCUUCUCACUCAGCAGUCUUCAUGUUUAGGUUGCAGUUGUACGUGGCUGUCAUAUAGAUUUGAUGAACUCCCAUCAGCCGUUUCACUGAAGUCAGUGAAGUCGGGGUUGUAUACAGCACAUCGCCAUGUCGAGAAAGCAGUCAGGAAAGCCUGUACGUGGGAACAGGAAAUGUGAGCUGGAGAGAAAGAGGGAUGAACGCGCAGCCCGUAGGGCUCUGGCCAAAGACCGAAAAAAUCGGCCUCCAGGAGAGGAGGAAGGAGAGGAAUUUGUUAGUUUUUCCAACCAACUCAAAGCACUUGGUCUCAAACUAAGAGAGGUCCCAGGAGAUGGAAACUGCUUGUUCCGAGCUUUGGCGGAUCAGCUGGAGGGACACUCACGAGGUCACUUGCGUCUGCGCCAGGAGACUGUUCAGUACAUGACGUCUCACAGGAAGGACUUUGAACCUUUCGUUGAGGAUGAUGUGCCAUUCACUAAGCACGUGUCAGACCUUGCAGAGCCAGGGACCUUUGCAGGCAACGAUGCAAUAGUGGCCUUUGCUCGCAGCCAGCAGGUGAAAGUGGUCAUCCAUCAGCUGAAUGCUCCAUUGUGGGAGAUAAAUGGAUCAGAGAAGCCAUUAUGUCAGGAGCUCCAUAUAGCGUACCGUUAUGGUGACCAUUAUGACAGUGUCCGGCAGAUUGCAGACAACUCUGAGAGCCCUGCCUGUCUGCGUAUAGCGAAUCUAAAUAAUUCAAGACGGUUUGGUGAUGGGGAGAAGGACAAACAGAGAGUCCCCUCCCCUAGCCAUUCUCCCUCUGACGAUGAAGAUGUUAUCCUGAAUUCCCUGAAGACCACCAGCCCAAACAGUCAAGCGGUAAAUCCGUGCCAAUCAAUUGCAACCUCACAGACGUGCCAUGCAGAAUGGCUUGAAUCCGAGCUGAAGAACCAAUCAACACCCUGUGGCUUUGGAACAGGGAAAAUGCCCACAAAUCAAAGUGAACGUAGUGACCGCGUGUGUCUGCCUGAGAGUGGUACCAAAUACAAACCCAAGAUGUCUAAUAAACAAAGGAAAGAGCAACAGCGUCUAGAGAAGAAGAAGAAGCAGGAGGAAAGGCACAGACAGAAAGUUCUUCAAGGCAAAGGUUCACAUGACCAUGACCAGAAUCAGAAUCUGCCUGAACCGGUUACACUUGUGCCAGCUCUCAACACUCUAAGCAUCUAAAAUAGUCUUGGACAAAUAAUUCUAAAAGGUGACUCUGCUGCUUUUUAUUCAGUUAUCCAAGUAUAGCAAGAAAUGGGUAAUCUCUACAUUGUGUAUAUGUGGAGAACGUGAUUAAGUGCAUGGAAAUGUGCUGCCAUCUUAAUGACAAUAAGAGGAAAUUCUCUCUUUCGGGUAAAACCAUCAUGGUAUGUGCUAUGGUUGCCUUAGCUAAACUAUCAUAUCUUCACUUAUUUUUUAAAUUUACUAUUAUUUAGAACCAAAGAACAGUCCAAACUGUAACUGGGCAGUAUGGAGAAUAGCAUUACGUUAUGGUUGAUGUUGGUGAAUUGAAAGAAAUUGUUUUUUCCUUUGACUUAUAAGGAAUUAGUUUCUGCUCCUGAUAAAGGCUGCCAACCUUUAUUGAAAUUAGUGGGGUUCUUGUUUGGUUUACAUUUUUGCAUUCCCUUACAGAGGAUUUGCCAUCUUUAUAUUUUGAAACAUAAUUACAUAUUGAGAAUAUCAGCAUGCAUUCAGUAUUUCAUGUGAGGAAUCAUUCAUUGCAUAUUCAUAACCCGAAGAAUUGUUCUGUAAUUCUAGUCAUUGUUCAUCUGUUCAUGUUACACAAAUGAGUAAGCAUCACAAUUUUAUACGGAAGUGGAAAUCUAUUUAUUUAAAAUCAACAAUAAAGUUUGGGGAGUCUUGUACAGUAUAAGA
Messenger RNA from Ictalurus punctatus (channel catfish), 2048 nucleotides. It is a transcript of the gene otud3, whose product is annotated as OTU deubiquitinase 3. The record is from RefSeq and is a predicted model, not a curated record. The transcript is spliced from 8 exons. Gene Ontology annotation, molecular function: cysteine-type deubiquitinase activity. Gene Ontology annotation, biological process: protein deubiquitination. NCBI's taxonomy places the organism in Eukaryota, Metazoa, Chordata, Actinopteri, Siluriformes, Ictaluridae. Bases 282 to 1355 code for a protein of 357 amino acids.